This is a messenger RNA of Cordyceps fumosorosea ARSEF 2679, 3201 nucleotides long. RefSeq names its product elongation factor 2. Gene Ontology annotation, biological process: cytosolic ribosome assembly. Gene Ontology annotation, cellular component: ribonucleoprotein complex; cytosol. Bases 1 to 3201 code for a protein of 1066 amino acids. The record is from RefSeq and is a predicted model, not a curated record. Lineage: Eukaryota; Fungi; Ascomycota; Sordariomycetes; Hypocreales; Cordycipitaceae. The transcript is spliced from 2 exons. Gene Ontology annotation, molecular function: ribosome binding; GTPase activity; GTP binding.
AUGCCUGUCGUCACGCCUGAAAAGCUUGCAGGGCUGCAACGGCAGUCGGAAGAUAUUCGCAAUAUAUGCAUUUUAGCCCAUGUUGACCAUGGCAAAACCUCCCUCACAGACGCCCUCUUGGCGACAAACGGCAUUAUCUCACCAAAGCUUGCCGGCAAAAUUAGAUACUUGGAUUCCAGACCCGAUGAGCAGUCCAGAGGCAUUACCAUGGAGUCAUCUGCCAUUUCCUUAUACUUUUCUAUGCUCCGGAGAUCAGCGCCAGAUGCUACACCAGAGCCUAAGGAAUACCUCAUCAACCUCAUCGACUCUCCUGGCCAUAUCGAUUUCAGCAGUGAAGUCUCCACAGCAUCGCGGCUUUGCGACGGCGCCGUCAUCCUCGUUGAUGCGGUAGAAGGAGUUUGCAGUCAAACAGUAACUGUUCUCCGCCAAGCAUGGACCGAAAAGCUGAAGCCGCUGCUUGUCAUUAACAAAAUGGACCGCCUAGUUACCGAGCUCAAGAUGACGCCAAACGAGGCUUUCGUCCACCUCAGCAAACUUCUAGAGCAGGUCAAUGCGGUUCUAGGUAGCUUCUUCCAGGGAGAGCGAAUGGAGGAGGAUCUCAACUGGAGAGAAAGGAUGGAGGAGCGCGUCAAUGCUGCUGCCGCCGCCAAAGCCUCCAGCAAUGAAGACAACACUGACUCUGUCGAUUUGGAGUUUGAAGAGAGGGACGAUGAGGACAUUUACUUCGCUCCGGAAAAGAACAACGUCAUUUUCAGCACAGCUACGGACGGCUGGGCGUUUACGUGUCGCCAAUUUGCCAGUCUCUACGAGAAGAAGCUGGGCAUCAGGCGCGGCAUUCUCGAAAAGGUGCUCUGGGGAAACUUUUAUCUAGACCCCAAGACGAAAAAGGUUUUGGGACCAAAGCAUCUCAAGGGCCGCAACCUCAAGCCCAUGUUUGUACAACUAGUCCUUGAACCUGUCUGGACAGUGUACCAGGCCACAACCGGCGGGGACAACGGUAAAGGCGACCCAGCGUUGUUGGAAAAGGUCACCAAAUCUCUCAACAUCUCCAUCUCACCACACAUUCUCAGAGCUCGCGACCCUCGAUUGCUUCUUACGACCGUUUUUGCCUCUUGGCUACCGCUGUCUACGGCACUUUUGGUUUCAGUCAUUGAGUCGCUGCCAUCGCCGCCGGCUGCACAGCGAGAGCGUAUUCCUGGGGUCUUGAACAGCUCACCGGGCGCUGCAAGCAUUGAUCCCCAGAUUCGCGACGCUAUGACAACAUUCAAGCACGAAAAGGCCGAUCCAGUAGUGGCCUAUGUCAGCAAGAUGGUUUCCAUUCCCCAGAGCGAGCUUCCUGAGAACAAGCGCAAAACUGGCCAGAUGAGUGGCGAGGAGGCGCGAGACUUGGCGAGGAAGAAGCGGGCCGAAGCUGCGCGAGCCCAGGCGGCCCUAGAAGCAAAUGGAAAUGGGGUUGGUUCUCUAACACAGGCUCUCGGGGAAGUCAACCUCGAUGAUUAUGCUCCUGAUGCUGAGGAGAAGGAGGUUGACCCUGAGCGCCUGAUUGGAUUCGCCAGAAUCUACUCUGGCACUAUCUCCGUCGGCGACAAGUUAUAUGUUGUCCCGCCGAAAUGGUCUCCCGCAGAGCCCAACGUCGAGCCCAGGCCGCAGGAAACUGAAGUAAAGGCCUUGUACAUGCUGAUGGGCAGAAGCUUGGAGGCCCUUACAUCCGUUCCCGCCGGCGUUGUCUUUGGCAUUGCCGGUCUUGAAGGCAAGAUUCUCAAGUCCGGGACUCUUUGCAGCAAGUUUGACGGCGCCGUCAACCUUGCUGGUGUCAGCAUGGCUGGCCAGCCCAUUGUGCGUGUGGCACUCGAGCCUGUCAAUCCCGCCGAUCUGGACAAGAUGAUCGAGGGUCUUCGGCUGCUCGUUCAGAGCGAUCCGUGCGCCGAGUACGAACAGUUUGACAGCGGAGAGCACGUCCUUCUCACCGCUGGCGAGCUCCACCUCGAGCGUUGCUUGACAGAUCUGAAAGAGCGCUUUGCGCGCUGCGAUAUUCAAGCAGGUGCCCCGAUUGUGCCUUAUCGCGAGACUAUUGUUCGUGCGGAGGAGAUGAAGCCGCCUGUGAACAAGGAGCUUGGUCGCGGCGUUGUCGUCACCGACACCAGCUCCAAGCAGGUCACACUAUCCAUUCGUGUGCGCCCUCUACCCGAAAACGUUACUGAUUUCCUCAACAAGAAUGGUGACUCGAUCAAGAAGGCGUACAAUGAGCGUUGUCAGCUAAAUACAGCAGAUGAUGCCGACAGUACUGGGGAAUCAAUUGCCGUGGACCCGACUGUCACGGCCCGCUCAUUACUAUCUGCAGAUGAACUCAAGAAAGAGCUCCAAAAGCAGCUGGAAACAGGCAAGGGUCGUGACGUCUGGAAAAAUGUCGUCGAUCGCAUUGCUGGGUUUGGGCCGCGACGAACUGGCCCCAAUCUACUUAUUGAUGCUACAAAAGACAGCAUCUUACCUCGCGUUUUUGCGGGGGCUGACUCCAAAGACGUGUAUCCAACUGCUGGAGAGGCUCUGCAGCCCAGCCACUUGGCCGACAAGAUUACUUACGCUUACCAGCUCUUCCUCUCACAGGGACCGCUCUGCAACGAGCCUAUCCAGGGUGUUGCCGUGUUUGUGGAAGAUGUCACCCUGAAUCUGGCCGAGGACGACACAUCUGCACGAGACAAACUGGGCCGACUUACGGGCGAAGUGAUCAAAGCCUUCCAGUCCGCGGUGCGCGUCGGGUUCCUAGACUGGUCUCCCCGACUCAUGCUGGCUAUGUACAGCGUGGAGAUCCAGGCCUCGACAGAAGUGCUGGGUCGGGUCUACGACGUGCUCACGCGGCGACGCGGGCGCGUGGUCAGCGAGACGAUGAAGGAGGGCACGCCGUUCUUCACGAUCCAGGCGCUGCUGCCGGUGGCGGAGAGCUUCGGGUUUGCCGACGAGAUGCGCAAGCGGACGAGCGGGGCGGCGCAGCCGCAGCUCAUCUUCGCGGGCUUCGAGGUCCUGGACGAGGACCCGUUCUGGGUACCCUUCACUGAGGACGACCUGGAGGACCUGGGCGAGCUCGCGGACAAGGAGAACGUGGCGAAGCGGUACAUGGACGCGGUGCGUCGCAAGAAGGGCCUGCUGGUGGAGGGGCGCAACGUGGCGACGGACGCGGAGAAGCAGAAGACGCUGAAGAGAUGA